CACAGAUCGGUAUUUCUUUGAUUGUUUCCGCGUCGACUUUUAAUCAUUUUGGUAGUUCACCGCUGUUUAGCAAUAAUUUUCAACCAUGGCUCGUCGUUAUGAUUCCCGAACCACAAUUUUCUCGCCGGAAGGCCGACUAUAUCAGGUUGAAUACGCCAUGGAGGCUAUUUCACACGCUGGAACCUCGUUGGGCAUUCUGGCUGAGGAUGGGAUACUAUUGGCUGCCGAGCGACGCAACAUAAACAAACUGUUGGACAAUGUAAUCUUCUCGGAGAAGAUUUACAAACUGAACGACAACAUGGUGUGUUCGGUGGCCGGCAUUACAUCGGAUGCGAAUGUCCUCACUAAUCUUUUGCGGGUUAUCGCGCAACGGUAUCAACUGAAUUACGGCGAGGCAAUGCCCUGCGAACAGCUAGUAUCGCAUCUAUGCGACGUUAAACAAGCCUAUACGCAGUAUGGUGGCAAGCGUCCUUUCGGUGUCUCCAUUCUGUACAUGGGCUGGGAUAAACACUACGGAUACCAGCUAUAUCAAUCGGACCCCAGUGGAAACUACGGUGGAUGGAAAGCUACAUGUAUUGGAAAUAAUUCGGCGGCUGCAGUAUCCGCCUUGAAACAGGAACUUAGUGACAGUGUCAUUAGUCUGGUUCAGGCUCAGGAUUUAGCUGUUAAAGUUCUUUCCAAGACCCUGGAUAUGACCAAGCUCACAUCAGAGAAAAUUGAGAUGGCUGUUCUUACGCGGGAAAACAAUAAAACGGUCAUCAAAAUUUUGUCAAGCACUGAAGUGGAUGCGUUGAUUGCAAAAUACGAAAAAACGGAAGCUGAAGCGGAGGCCGCAAAAAAGGAAAAGUUGGGACAGAAGUCCUAACAUGCUAAUAAGGUGUUGGUUUAAGC
This is a messenger RNA of Anopheles nili, 891 nucleotides long. RefSeq names its product proteasome subunit alpha type-4 (gene Prosalpha3). The transcript is spliced from 5 exons. Gene Ontology annotation, cellular component: proteasome core complex, alpha-subunit complex; nucleus; proteasome core complex. Gene Ontology annotation, biological process: ubiquitin-dependent protein catabolic process. Bases 86 to 865 code for a protein of 259 amino acids. The record is from RefSeq and is a predicted model, not a curated record. Lineage: Eukaryota; Metazoa; Arthropoda; Insecta; Diptera; Culicidae.